AUGUCCACAGGUGAUCGAGGGAACGUGAUUCUAGAGCAGCCCAGAGCUUCGGGAAACUCAUACAGAGCCUGGAACGAUGGAUUAUGGGACUGUGGAAACAACUACACAAAUUGUUUUCUCACGGCUUUCUGCUACACUUGCAUGACGUGUCAUUUGUAUGGGAAAUACGGUGAAGGUUGCCUCACUCCGUGUAUCGUCCCGAUGUCUGCAAUGGUACUGACUGUGCAACACCGCAACAGAAACGGAAUUCGGGGUAACAUCCUAGAAGAUUGCUUGACGCAUGCAUUCUGCAGCCCUUGCGCUAUAUGUCGCCUGUAUCGGGAUAUGCAAUUUGUAGAAGAGAUAAAGGGCUCGCUGAACUGA
Messenger RNA from Opisthorchis viverrini, 363 nucleotides. RefSeq lists its product as hypothetical. Lineage: Eukaryota; Metazoa; Platyhelminthes; Trematoda; Opisthorchiida; Opisthorchiidae. The coding region runs from base 1 to 363 and encodes 120 amino acids. The transcript has 3 exons. The record is from RefSeq and is a predicted model, not a curated record.